Molecule: messenger RNA, 777 nt
Organism: Symbiodinium sp. CCMP2592
Lineage: Eukaryota; Dinophyceae; Suessiales; Symbiodiniaceae
Source: the annotation of a GenBank genome assembly
AUGGCUUUCGCUGAGUACAGCACUGGCACCGUAGCCGUAGAUCCAGGUAUGCCCGUCAAGCAAGUGGGAGCAGCUGGCAAGGAACCGCUGCCUGCAUCGCUUUCGAAGUCUCCCCGUGGGAGGUUCGGCGGUGCGCUCCCUCGCAUCGAAGAAGGUCGGCGAGACUUUGCUCGAAUCUUCUUCGCAGAUCAGCGAAAGAUCUUCUUCCUGGGCCCGAACAUGCCCAGCAUGAUGCCUCUACAGCCGACCGGAGGUCCCAGCUCCGCUCACAUCGGUGAUCUCAACGAACAGGUGGUCGAUAAGGCGGAGAGCCUGUUUAGAGAAAGCCUGGUGAAACACCUCGAGCAGGCCUUCAGUGGCGUUCCCAAGCAAGAGCUUGUGGAUACUUUGGUGCAGCGUUCUGUGGCGGCCAUGACGGUCAAUGUCGGCAUCGAUUUUGCAACAACUAUGCAUCUGAUGCCAACGUUUUUGCAACCCCUGUUUCUAAUCGUUGUCCGCGGCGACGGUAGCCCGAACGAGGCGCGCGCUGCGACCUACGGUUUCGUGGCCGAGAUGCCCACGCAGAUCGUCGGAGACCGUCCCGAGUCGAAGAGAACGCCCUUUUGCGUGCGAUUGCUCUCUCCCGACCUUCUCUCUGCUGCCGUGGACACGGCCAAGAACUGGGAGGUGGAGUACAGCUUGAGGGAGAUUCGCAGCGCAACCACCCGGCAGGUGGUGGAAUCUGACAUGGAAGCCUUGCGGAAGUCGCUGUCCUCUGGCAGGUGGGAUGACCUCUGA